Messenger RNA from Schistocerca serialis cubense, 1483 nucleotides. RefSeq lists its product as uncharacterized. Gene Ontology annotation, cellular component: BORC complex. The coding region runs from base 144 to 1067 and encodes 307 amino acids. Lineage: Eukaryota; Metazoa; Arthropoda; Insecta; Orthoptera; Acrididae. The transcript is spliced from 6 exons. Gene Ontology annotation, biological process: lysosome localization. The record is from RefSeq and is a predicted model, not a curated record.
ACAGAACAUCUCUGGUCAAAGAUGCAACCGCAGGGAACAGUCAUUUGUUGAGCGGCGUGUUGUGCAGACGCUUAGGCUGUUUAUUUGUGUCAGCUGUGAUUUACUUGUUACAUGACGCGCUAAGUAAAAGUGAUAGGACAGCCAUGGCAACAUUUCCAGAAAAACGGAAAGAUGAAGUUUCUCCAUGCGAAAAUGAUUUCGGAACUUUUAAUCCGGAAUUUGCUACAGAAUUAUCCAACAAAUUGGAACACAUAUCACCAAGAAACGAAGAAGUUUCUACGAUUGAUAUGUAUGAUGAUCGGCUGCACGAGAUGACAGCUUCGUAUUCAGAAAUAUCAUUCGAUUCGCUAACGUCACCUCCAGAUGCUUCAAUUUUUGAAAAUCGCUCGUUUGGUGGGUCUCCGUGCUCAGACGAAAUGGCUUGCAAGAAGAAGAGUGACUCGGAGGGUGCAAGGUUUGAGCCGCAGGACAGCGAUAAUAAACGACCUGACAAGCUGGAGCUACAGAGGUGUGCUGAAAGUUCCGCGUUGCAGAAAAAGAAUGUACAGUCUAUUCAUAAGACAUUGCAGGAUUUGCAUUUGGAGGGCACUGUUACUACGGAAGGUGAUAUGGUGUUAUUCGUUGCAGAAGACCUGGAAACCAAAAUAAAGCUCUCAAGUCCUAUUACAAAGAAAGGUGAUACGCCUCCGUUUCCUGGAUCGCGGAUUUCAACUCCUUGUCUUUAUAGACAAGCAUUAAUGCCACAGCUUCCUUCUGUUGAUCCCAAUGUUCUAAAUGAUUUGGAGCAGGAAGUGAGGAGGUUAGCUACAUCUGUCGAUACCCUAACAGAAAACCUAGCAGGGAUUUUGCACAGUGUAUCAGCUAUUACAGUUGAGUGUCUGGAAACAUACAGGGAUGCCGUUUGCAAAACAUGUGAUGCUGUUGACUCAAAUAUUAAGUUGAUGUACCAGCUCAUGGCUAAAUGUGAAGAGCUGAGCAAGUUCAUGACACGAAUAUACAAACUUUCUGAACAACUAAAGGCGAUCAAGAAACUACUUGAUUUAUUUGAGAAUGCCGUCAGUACAUAAUGAUAUGGCACAGAAAAUUGUCACCAAGUAUUUAAAAGAUUUUUCAAUAUGGCUUGAUUUCUGUGGAAACAUAUGCCAGCUAAUAGUGAGUGUAUGAAUCAAGAAAUAUUCAUAUAAAGCUGGAACUACUUUAGGAUGUGUACAAAAUUUUUUAUUAGCUUAUGUCAUCCAGUUCAAUGUUUCACCAAAGCUAUUUUGUCUUUGUUUACACAUAAUAGUAAUUGGAGAACCUCUGUCACUGUACUGAGAGAAAAUUAUGCAGCACUUUGUUUAAACAGUCUGUGAUAAAUAAUUUUAUGAAAUACAUGGAAUUUGAGCUCUGUUAUUUAUCUGUUGGUGUUUUAAAACUUUAUUAAGUUAAUUUAAAUUCUAAAUAAGCACAUGAAACUGUAGUGUGAUGUAUGAAUUAUACAUUU